Molecule: messenger RNA, 960 nt
Organism: Polychytrium aggregatum
Lineage: Eukaryota; Fungi; Chytridiomycota; Chytridiomycetes; Polychytriales
Exons: 2
Coding region: 1-960 (319 amino acids)
Source: RefSeq, a predicted model, not a curated record
AUGCGCGAGGGCACCGAGGCAUAUAUGGAGAUCAUGCAGUUCCUCCGCGAGAUCAUGCGAACCCGCGAGGAGCAAAUCGAUUUCCUUCUGGACUUUGUCUCACUCGGUCUCACCGGCGCCAAGAACGGUGAGAUGGUCGUCUUCAUGAUCGGUAACGGCUCAAACGGAAAGAGUGUAUUGCUCAGCCUGAUCGAGAACACCCUCGGUGCCGAGCUCUGCGGUCGCUUCGAUGGAGCAUAUCUGUGCCAUACCUCUAGCGUCAUCUACUCACCCGAAGCACCCACCCCAACCCUCAUGAAGCUGGCCAGGGCCCGCUUUGCGAUCGCAUCAGAGACCCGCAAAGGCCGCGCCGGCGAUGUGGUCCUCGACGAUGUCGCCCUGAAGAAGAUCUGCAGCGAGGAGAAGCUAUAUAUCCGUGGCAUGUGCAAAGAAGGCACCGAGAUCACACCAUGCUGGAAGGUGCUGGUCGCUUCCAACCACUACCCAACCCUGGCUCCAGAGGCUAUCUUCGACCGCGGCACCACCCGCAGAAUCGUCAUUCUCGAUCUACCCAUCUCGUUUGUCCAGCGGCCCGAUCGUCCUCUCGAGCAUCACGAGAGCUUACGCGACGAGACGCUCAAGAACAAGCUCAAUACGAAGCGAUGGCGCUAUGCGUUCCUGGGAAUCCUCAUCCGCCGCUUCGCCAGCGCAUCCGAUAGAACUCGCCCACUCGACUCUGAAACUCGCAUUCAUCCCAAGAUCCUGGCGUUCACCCGACGCAAGAUUGCUGACCCGGACUAUGUGGGCGAGUAUAUCGAGUCGGUCUACAUCCGUUACGAUCGCGAACGCCAGAAGGAUAUGUACUAUGCCACCGACAACCGCAUCGACACACACGAUUUCUACCAUCGUUUCAUGUCCUGGAUGGUGGACGUGAAGGGCAUCGCUGAUACCGCGUCUUCCUGGAGCACCGCUCAAAGGUAG